GAAGGUUCUACCAAAAUAUCAACUGCCUACCAUGUUCAGUUUUUUGGAACAGGCACAGAGCGAAGUUGGGUCAAUGAAUCCUCGGUCAUGGAGUUUCGAGGGAGAGAGCAAUUCAUUGACAUUGUCCAGUAUGGCCUUGAAGACCCUUUCACAUAUUGCAGGCCAGUGGGAGAUUUCAAGAUAAGCAAUACUUGGCUUCCAUCUUGGAACAUGGCAGUGGCAGAGGCCGAAAGGGCGGCAGCAUUAUCGUCUGUUGCCAGG
Messenger RNA from Lymnaea stagnalis (great pond snail), 261 nucleotides. Lineage: Eukaryota; Metazoa; Mollusca; Gastropoda; Lymnaeidae. The record is from the annotation of a GenBank genome assembly.